Pisolithus orientalis is the source of this 3282-nucleotide messenger RNA. RefSeq lists its product as uncharacterized. The coding region runs from base 126 to 2957 and encodes 943 amino acids. The transcript has 3 exons. The record is from RefSeq and is a predicted model, not a curated record. Lineage: Eukaryota; Fungi; Basidiomycota; Agaricomycetes; Boletales; Pisolithaceae.
CACCACCGUCCCAGCGACAACUAAGCCUAGUAGUGGCUCUCUGCCACUGUCAAAAUCAUUGGAAACCAACUAGACCACAGCCAAUCUGGAGUCUUUAUCUUAUCCAUGUUAUUUUCAAGUAAAAGAUGCAAAGAAACUGUGAGUCUUAUUAUCGAAAACCAUCGCCUCUAGCAAUGCCGCAUUCCCUCAUUUCUUCCGUAGGCGUCGGCGUAAAUCGUCUCUCGCCAGACGAAGAGGAAGACAACGAUAUUUGUCCCGUGUGCGAUGGCGACUGCACGUGCAACAACAGACCCCACCUCCCCCCUCCUUCAGUCGUAAGCAGUGGAGCUGCGCACUAUUUAACUACACCAACCGCUUCAACAAGCUCGUCCGGGCGCGUUCCCGGCCUACAGUCCCUAAAAAUCAAACUCACCGUUCCCCCAAGUAUGCAAAACAAACCGCGCUCCUCCGCAGCACUGCCAAAGAAACACCGCGGAGAAGCCUCCAACGGAUGUGCAGGAAGCAACAACGUGUCCCCGUUCCUCAACAUUGGCCAGUCUCAUCACGCGGACUCUUCCAGCACCGCUGGCCGUGGGAACCAGCAAAUGUCAGAUGUCUCAGUUCCAAAACGGAGAGGUCGCCCUCCCAAAGCUACGAUCAUCCAUCGCGAAUCAUCAUCUUUUUCGGGGCCAGACCGGCCAGUACGCGGCAACGAGGCGACCACAUUGUCACAGUCACAAUCUCGUCCCCAAUCACGUGUCCCCCUAUCAAGCGGAUUAAAUACUUCCUCCCUUGUCAAGGGCAACGGCAAGCAGAAGUCAAAUACAAAAGCCUCGAGGCGGGCCCCAAGCUCCCACACCAAGGCCACAAUUACGAAGAAGACAGCUUCUUCGAAGAAACGUGCUUACUUCAGCGACAACUCAGAGUGCGACUUUGAUCCGGAUGACCAGAGCAUCGAUACCGCCUUCGACGAAGACAAUGAGGACGAUGAUGCGUCAUCAGCUCAUUUCCCUACCUUUUUACCUGCAGACGACUUGGUGUCGACGGCGUCGGAAUCUUCCGAGUCGGAUUCCGAUUCUACCGGCUUCGAAUCCGAUUGGUCGCUAGAAGCCGAAGAAGAGAGUUACAUCUUGACGGAGGAAAGGCGUCACGAUAGAGCUCGAGUUCGCCGGGAACUGCUUGGGGACGAGGGUCCCAAACGCAAAGAUGCGCACAAUAACUGGGUGAUUCGCCCGCGAAAGAGGAGUGUUGGACUCAGCGAUGUAGAGAUGGAUGGUGAUACAGAUGAAGCGACGGAGGAUGAAGAAGAGAACGAGGAGGAUGAAAUGGACGAGGGAGAAGAUGAGGACGAGAUAGAUGGUCAAAGUUCUCGCCUGGCGUACACUGGCGUCGCAACGGGGUGGUCUGGGGACGAAUCUAGCUUUGACGCCGAUCUUUUCUUCGCGAACCUCUCGGAUACCAGCACCGACGGCAGUUCGUCGGACGAGGACGACGCGCCACCUGCCUCGGACGCCGGAAAUGAAGAAAUGGUCGACAGCAUCAGUAGCCUUCCGCGCAGCGUAGAUUUUGAGGUUACCGAGGGCUGGGACGGGCAGCUAGUGUUCACAAAUGGUUCCACCGAUGGGCGCGGUGUUCUCGACGUCGCUUUCGAGGCGACUGCUGCACAGUUCAUUACGUCAGACAACACAUCCGUCAGCCACGACAGUGACAUCGAGAUGCAUAGUAACAGCAGUGAGGAGGGCGAAUCCGAGCUUGGGGAGGAUGAUGGUGAUACGACCGAAGAAGAACUAGUCGAUGACAAAGGACUUCCAACCUCUCGGGCCAUGAGACUUUUCCGUUGGCCGACUAGUAUCUCAGCUAUUAAUCCCUUGUCUACCGUCAGCCCCAGUUGUUCUCCGGGGCCCAGUCACCGCCGCUCUGCCACCGCGUCCCAAAUACCGCUCGGGUCACCUAGGCCUGCUGAUAUUCUUGCCGGCAAAGUAUUCCUUGAUACGUCGGACGACCAUUCUCAGGGUAGCCCAGAAGGCAGCAGAGCGAGCAGCCCCCGCAUCAUUUCCAGUGGCGGGGUUCCCGUCAUGGGUCAGUUUACUAUAAACAACUGCACUCCACAAAGGGCUGCCGUCUUAACAGGCGUAAACAAGGACGUGCCCUCGCCCUUCCCUCGCCUCGGCCAUAAACGAACGAAGGAUAGAUCAAGCAGCGUUGGAAGCUUGAGUAGCAAGGAUCUCCGUGACCGUACUACAAGACUCUCCCUUUAUACGCCAUCACUACUACCUCCAUCAGACGAACCAUCCUCCGAGACCACGGCCGAGAUCGGUCUCGAUGAAUCUAUUCAACUCCAUGAUGUCCUGGACACCACAUUCAUUGACUCCGAGCCCGAGGUAGUUGUGCACACCACCUCUGGCAGCGACAAAGAGCACCAAAAACACGCCCAAAGCCUGAAGCGGUGGGACCAUGUCCCAGUGCACGCCUUCAGACUCACCAGAGAGUCUACUACAUCCACGAGCGAUAUUCCUACGUCGCCCGGAUGGACAUCUGAACCGGCGAAGUCUACCGUGUCGAACGCUCACCCGUUUGACAUAGCACUGAGGAGUAGUCCACUCAACAUGUUCUGGCAGGAUAAGAGUGCGGCACGGCCAACGUCUCGGAGAACCAAAGCAUUGAUCGCCGAUAUGCUUACGUCGCCCGUCCUAUCCCCUAAUCGCGAAGGCGACCGCACACCUACUCGCUCACCACACCGGGAGUCGAACUCCAAUCGUCGUCAAGAACAAAACCACAAAAACCGAAAGGAGUCGCGCAGAGAGAUGAAAUUGUUGAAACGCAAGGGUCGCGACCCCGUUCACCAGCGCCAUUAUUAUCACCAAAAACAGCAUUUCCGUCACAACCACCAUCCGAACAUGAAAACUCGGAGCAGCGGGUCGAUGCAGCGCACUAACUUCCACAGCUCUCCGACUUCCAUUCCAGCACUCAAUAUUUAAGGAACUUUCGUUUUCCUUGCUCUCUUGCUCCAGCUUUAUUGGGCAGUGCCACCCUGUUACCUUUGUUGUAUUUGUACUUGCGCAUUGCGGUUAUUUGAUUUCACUUGUCAUAUCCCCUUCAUUACUGCAUUUCUUAACACCCCUCUUGUCGAAUCUCAGGCGCAUACCAGACGUGGUUUCGCGGUCCACCUAUCUCGAGAUAUUUCAUACAAAACUCUUGUACCAAGAUGACUGACUCUCCUGGUGCUUCCAGUACUAGAAUCGUUGUAAUAGUUCAACCAGUACUUGCACAAUUGUAUAGGAAUUUUUAUCCAUGGAAUUCCGG